Messenger RNA from Salvelinus namaycush (lake trout), 7189 nucleotides. It is a transcript of the gene arhgef40, whose product is annotated as Rho guanine nucleotide exchange factor (GEF) 40. Gene Ontology annotation, molecular function: guanyl-nucleotide exchange factor activity. The transcript is spliced from 26 exons. Bases 1 to 4758 code for a protein of 1585 amino acids. The record is from RefSeq and is a predicted model, not a curated record. Lineage: Eukaryota; Metazoa; Chordata; Actinopteri; Salmoniformes; Salmonidae.
AUGUGUGCUUACGUUUUCUCUGUGUUGGAGUCGACUUAUCAGCAUGACAGUCUGAGGUACCUGCUGGACUACUUCAUCCCAGCAAAACAUCUUCUUCACAAACUACAGCAGCAUGCCUGUUCUCAGUAUCUGGGCUGUCUGUUCCUCCACUCCGGUUGGCCCCUCUGCCUCGGAGAGAAGGUUGUGGUCCAGCUCUCUACUCUGGACUGGAGGCUGCUGCGCAGUACCGACUUCUACUUGCAGGUGGUUCCCUUCUCCACACGCUGCCCCCGCCUGGCCCUCAAGUGUUUGGCCCCUGGGGGCCGCAACGUCCAGGAGGUCCUGGUGCCCGAGUCACAGCACCCCCUGGUGUUCACCACAGAGUGGCUGCACAGUGUCAACAAGGAGAGGGGCUACAAAAGAGAAGGAGGUGGAGGGUUAGAUACGUGUCUGGUCAGUACGUGUGACGGGGUGAUCCGCCUACCGUGGGAGGAGGUGGUCUACCCCAAGUUCAUCCAUAACCCAUCGGACGACCUGACUACCAUGGCUGACCACCCAACCUCCGUCUCCGACCACACCACCGACCUCACCCCGGUGGUGGGCCUCGGCCUGGGUGGCUGGGGGGGCUCCUCCUCUGGAGAACCAGACUCCUGUUCCUGGGACGAAGAAGACGAUGACCUACCUCCAGACAGUGUAGAUGCAGAGGCCGUUCUACCCCGCCGACGGUGCAGCGAGGACGGGUUAGGGAGGACGACGAGGCAUCACCAAAUGGAUGGUGAUGGGGACUACGUGGAACUCCUGGAGCCCAGGGGGGGUCCGGACGGCGGCGCGGACCCCAGGCAGAGGUACCUGGAGAUGCAUGGUAUCUGUAAGACCAAGACCCUGCCGCUGUGUAGGAGGAGCAAGGCUAUCAAGCUCCGCAGAGGGAAGGCCUGGGGGUACGGGAGACUGGACGCAGCCGGGGGCAGUAGGGGCGUCCUGGGGGGUAAGAGGGACUCUGUGACCCCCCGGGGGGACUGGUUACCCCCCCGCCCCCUGCCUAGAGUCAUCGAUCUAGGCCGAGCGAGACGGUCUGAGUCGUACCCCUCCUCGCUUCAGAACUCUGACGAAGGGGAGAAACAGGCCCUCGGAAAAGACCCAGAAGGCCUAGGAAGCCAGGGGCUGUAUUUUGAUGGUCCGUCCAAGGAGAGGAGGCCCGGGGUGGGCAGGGAGAGGGAGGGCAGUGGGUGUAACGUUACACAACCAUGCAGGGGCAGCCAAGGAAGUAACAGUUUGGUAGCGACCGAGACAGCAAAUCCCAAAGCAGCGCACGUUGUAGAGGGCCAAUCGGAUCAAAGCUCUCGCUCUGAAUCUGUGUUUGAGGAUGUUGAUAAGCCACUGAGUGGAGACAGAGACACUAUGCCCACUACAGACACACGAGGAAGUGGGGAGAAUGCGGCGAGGACAUUGAUUGAUAUUCCAGGAAAUGGGGAGAAUGUGGACAGCCCAUUGGCAGAUGGAUCUGAAACCCAGAAAGGAAGACAUUCCACUAGUGACUCUUGUGUACCAGACAAAACAGCAGACUCGACAGAACACAGAGAGACGGAACGUUCUCUCUCUCGGCCCGGUACUGACGCUGACCCAAAGGGAGCAACAACAUCAGAAGAGAGGGAUGAAGGAAAGACGGGGGAGAUAGGAGUGUGUCCUAGAGGAAAGGAAGUAAAAACGGGAGGAUUCAGGGCACCCAGGAGGAAGAGGAAAGGGAGAGGGGGAAAGGGGAAGGCUAAAAGUGGUGGUCGUGGCAACCAGAAGACUCGAGACCAGGCCGGUUCCAAACCACCAAGUAAAACACCUCAGCGUGGUCCCGCCAUCUCCCCGACAACCAACCUGCCAAUCACUACAACCAACCUAUCAGAGGCAACACAGCAGCCUGAGGGGACGGAUAAAGAGCUCACACCAGUCAAUGAAGGGCAAGAAAAAGCUGAGAUUGGGGAAAGCAAUACAGGUACGGUGGACCGGCUGGGACGGGCUGUGGUUGUCACUGAAACGCACCUCCCAGAGGACGGUUGCCGUGCGGACGAGAUGGGCCGUGUCUUGGCCUGUUAUCACAGGAUCACCCGCUCUUCCGCUAAAGAGCGAGGCCUAACAGUAAUAGUGGACAGUCGACAAUCUCCUCCCUCCGCCCUCUGCCUCGCUGCACUGAAACAAUUACAGGUGCACACGGUGCGAGGGACAGGGGUCCUUCAGCAGUAUAUAGACAGGCAGCAGCUGCCCCUGGAGAUGGACGGAGACUACAAACACUGCCACUCUGACUGGUUGGCCUUCAGACUGAGUGUGGAGAGUCUAACUGAGUGUUGUGAGAGCGCACUCUCUCUGUUGGAGGAUGCACUGCAGUCUAUGGACACAGCACCACUACCAGACUGUAUCAAGACUGUUCCUCUAAGUGUGGAAAAACACAGACAGCUGAUGACGAGCAUCCUAGUCGACCAACGGCUGACUGAGCUGCAGCGGAGGGGUGGGGCCUGGCUGGCAGGGCUGGCCAAUGGCACAUCAGGACUGGCAAAGCGGUCCCCAGACUGCAGAGCUGCUCUGGCUGCGACCUCUAACCUCUAUGACAGCGUGGAUGAUUCCCUCCACCGCCUCGUCCAGGUGUCCAAUCAGAGGGGCAGUGACCUGGAAGCCCUCGGACGAUUGGCUGCCAUGGUGGACAAGCUGGAAAAGUGUGAGAGGGAGAUAGAGCAGAUCCAGGAUCAGUUGGAAGACUACAGGGAGCCUCCCAUCUCUCUCAGCAGACUCUCCCUCAAACAGCAGAAGUUCAAGACUUUCAGAGAGUCGGCCAAUGAGCUGCACACUGAGACCCUGGUGGUCCUUGGAGAUCUGGAGAGUUGGUCUGAGCUGGACUGGGGGGGACUGAUAGAGGUGCAGGCCAACCAGUGGUGCGACGUCAUCUCCUCCACCUCACCCUCCCCCUCCCCCCCCCUCUCCUCCCUCCCUCCCAUUCCUCCAUCUCGUUUUCAGGACGCCCGUGCCUUAGCCUUGGAGCUGGGUGGUGGAGCUCUCCUGGACCUGUGGUCUCAGACCCUUGAGAGAUACCAACGCACUGUGGCCCAGGUCAAACCCAGGCUGCUGCAGCAGGCAGAGCGAGGGCAGAACCAGGGCCAGGCCCGUCCCAAGACCCCCUCCACCUCCAGUCUGUGGGACCUGAUGGGGCCCGAGGGAGAGGGAGACUGGGGUGUGGGUGCCGGGGGAGGGGAGGGAGGCCUCCAGUCCUGGGGGUCCCUGGCUUCACUGUUUCGCCCACAGACCUGCUCCACGCUGAAGAUAGGAGAGGAGAAAGGGAAUAAGAAGGAGGGAACAGGAGGAGGAGGAGCGGGAGGAGGAAAGUUUCUGCAGAAUCUGCUGUAUCCGGCAAAGAAGAGCCCCACAGAAGCCCCUUUGCCCCCCAAACCCCCCAGGAAGCGUCACCCCAGCUUCGACCUCCAGGCCCUGCUGGCCCCCCGUCGGGGCCCUGCCACCGCCAGGCCCGUAGAGCCUCCUGUGGGUGCAGCCAGCCAGGUGAGCAGCAAGGAAGUGGUAGACUACACCGGGACGCCAAGACAACACGUGCUGCUGAGCCGAGCGGAGAGGGAAACGGGAGGGGAGAGGCAGGGCACCACCACCGCACAGAGUAAACUGUACCUAUUGUGGUGCAGGAUGCUGAGUUCAGAGAGGCAGUACGUGGCUGUAUUAAAGGGGGUGGAAGAGACCUACUUGCCCCUCCUGGAGGGUCCAGACACCCCCUCCUCCCUCAGGGGGAAAGCAGAUCUCCUGUUCCCCAAAUGGGCCAGCCUCAGCUCCUUCCACUCACAGAACCUCCUCCCAGCCAUGGAGGGAGCUCUACUGCAGAGUCUGCUGCAACAGGACCUCUUCAGUAAAUACAGAGAGGAGUUUCUCCAGUACUCUCACUACAUCAGGACUAAACCAGAAUUGGACUCCCCGUUGGUUACUCAAGCUGCAGACUUCUUCAAGCUCAGACUCCCGGCCACCCCUCCUCUCUCCCCCCUGUCGUUCCCCCAUUGUCUCCAGGCCCCUACACUGAGACUGGAACAGUACUGCGAUGCCUUGGAAGAGCUGGGAGGGCUAAACCCUGCCUCCGACUCCUCCCUCUCCGUCCUCAGACACGUCCAGCGUCACGGCGAGGACCUCCGGGCCAGCGACCUAAUCGUCGGGUGUCCGGUCCCAGUGGCGGAGCGAGGGGAGCUGGUGCGUCAGGGGGAGCUGUUGGUGUGUGGGGGGACCAGGAGGAAGAAGACAGGGGUGAGGAGUGUGUUCCUCUAUCAGCACCUCAUCAUCUUCACCAAGCAGAAGAGUCCCGGCUCAGGACGCACCACCUACAGCUUCAAACACAGCAUCAAGACGGGUGAGAUGGGUCUGACCCAGAGUGUGGGUGAGGAGGGGGUGAGGUUCGAGGUGUGGGUGCGUCAGGCCCCUCGUAUCCGGGACUGCCUGACCCUGCAGUGUCAGAGUGGAGAGGGGAGGGCAGCCUGGACACAUGACAUCGCUCAGCUCCUCUGGACUCACGCUAUACACAACACAGAGUUGUGUCUGAAAGAGACAAUGUGUAUUGGUGUGUCUAGUAAGAUACUGCUAGACGUCACAGGAGCACCGGUAACAUCUGAACUAGACUCUAUCUACAAUCUGAAUGACAGAGUCCACAGUAGCUGUUCAGACUCUUCCUCUGUUGGCAGUCAGAAGGAGGGGGGGUCCCCAGCCUCUGGGAGGGGAAAAACACAGAACCAGUCUCCUUCCACUGCGGUGUAAUCUUCAUCUCAACAACAAACAAACUGGAUUCUGGACUCUGGACCUAAUAAAGACCAAAACAACAUCUCUAUGCAAGCCACUGGACGGGUCAAACUGGACAAGAAGUAAAGGACCAAAGAGAAAAGGGCAUACAGGAAACAAAGAGACAUUACGGCUCUAACUAACCCAGGACCUAGCAUCAGCAGAGCCUGCUGUUGGAGGCCAUGUUGGAUCGGCCGGACCCAGUUGCUCGCCGAGUCAUUGAUACCGUGGACACUCCAGCCACACAGUAGAGCCAUUGUCCUCCUUCAGCGGCUCCCCACUAGGCCAAACCACUCUGCCUGAACCACUGACUGGAGUCCGUGGCCUUCGUGCUUCCACUAUCUCCUAAAACAUACAGGAACAUUAUAGGAAAUAUAGCUUUAUACUGACUUUAUUGGACAUUAUUCAAAUGUAGCCUUUUACAACGCUGUUUAAACAGUGCCGUUUUUUUGGGAUGUUAGUACUGCAGUAGUAGUAUAGAUUCUGUCUGUGUGGCCGUAUAUGUGGUAUGGUAUAGGCUAGGUGUGAUUGUGAUCUAUGCAAAUGAGUACAUGCGGGCCUGCAUGUACGAGUGCACGCAUCACACAGAGUGUGGAGCACACGCAUACACUCUGCAGACAGUCUUAUUGUGCUAUAGACAGUAGAGUACUGUUCCGACACUGUGGCCAUCUUACAGCUUAGUACAGCAGCUAUAGACCAACCAGUGGGCAGAUAUCAACCAACGACAGGCAUGGUGCCCUACUCUCAGUAGGUCUUGCCUGGAAGUAAAGAGUAGAAUAAAUAAUAACAUGGAAAGGAAAUGUCCACAUCUUAUUAUAACCAAACUAUUAAUCUAAGCACUCAGAACCAAAUAAGCUGUUAAAGAGAGACUACCAAAGUCUGUAUUUUGAAGUGGUUUGUUAGUGAUGAUGUAAAAGCAAGUGAGAAUCUGGGCCAAAUGGUUACAGUGUGUCCAAUUGUUAUUGUUGAGGGUUUAAGGAAAAGUGGUAUUAAGUCUUAUUCAGACGUAAGUCUUAUGGUAACCGUAUAACUUGUUUUGGGGCCUUAUAGCACUGCUCUGUAUAAAGAUACAGUAGCUAUUGGACUCGAUGUAGUAUUCUCGAUUGGUCUUUUCAAUGACUAUUUAAUUGAAUGAUUUUGUGAUGAAUCUUUUUCAUAUAAGCCAUAAUGUUAUAAUCACCAAGUGUACAAAUGUUUUAUUUGCUAGCAUAAGUUAAUGCAAUAUGAAGUUAGUUAGGUAUAGUGUGUAAAAUGAGUCAUUUGUUUAUGUCUGAGUAAUGUGCUUAUAGCUUUUAAUACGUUUUUUCAAAAUGAAGGAAAGUAUUCCAUGAAAUGGAGAUGUCUGUUAUCUGCCAUAUUAUCUUGUUAUGAAUUGAAAGAUUUUUUAUUUUUGAAUGCAGUAUGCACUAUUAGCUUACGCCUCCAAAUGUGAUACAUUACAGUAAUAAUGAUACAUCAUUUGAUGGGUGCUUAUAUUUGUCCUAUUUAACACAUGCAUAAGUGUGUAUUAAUAUGCAUGUGUGAUUUGGAAAUGACAUUUUUUGCAUAUCCCAACUCUCCCUGAGACCUCAGAGAGUGGGGUCACAGCCGGGGUUGGCCAUUAUCAACAGCGACCCUGGAGCAAUUAGGGUUAAGUGCCUUGCUCAAGGGCACAUUGUCAUAUUUUUCACCUUGUCGGCUCGGGGAUUCAAACUAACCAACCUUUCAGUUACUGGCCCAUCACCCUUACCGCUAGGAACCUGCCGUCCUAAUACAAUACAAUGCAAUACUGUAAUAUACAAUCAAAUACAUGAGGGUUGAGUUAAUUUACAACUACACAUAUAAGUAUUAUUAAGUAUAAAAGUUGUGUUUCUAAGCUAGUCAAUUUUGGGAGCAAACUGAAUUUAAAUUGUGUUAUUGUAUAAUAUAAAGGUCGCUAACAGAUAGCCUAUAUGUCAGCUAUGUAACUAGGUUAGUCUGUCUAAUAUACACAGAUAGCAGCAACCCUUGUCUCAUCAGAUUUCAUGGGUGUCAUAGCAACUCCAUAUCCAAAUUAAAAAGUGCAAAUGGAUAUUGAACCCAUUGAAUCAAUAUCUAAUUUGUCUGAUUAGGAGGUAUGCAGUACUCAUACAACAGUACUAGCUUGGUGCUGCAGAAUAUAUUGCAUUAUAUUGGGAGCUAUUGUUUUCACCAGGAGAGAAGUCUUAUAAUAGGUCUUUAGAAUAAUGAACACCUUUUAACCAUCUAGCUGUAGAUUUUCAUAUUCAAAACGUCUUUUUAUUACGCUUUGACAUGAUCCGUAGUUUUACAUGUAAAUACAAGUUUUUUUUCCCCAAGUGUUUUUUAAGUGUCAUCUUACCUAUGCAGUUUAUGCCGAAAAUAUACUGAUGUUUACAGUUUCGAAAUAAAUGCUUGUUCUGUUUUUGUUGAA